AUGUCAAAUAAAGAUUUAUUUAAUAUUGCUUUUGGGCAAAAAUUCGAAUAUGCUUCUUUUGAGGACAAGACAAGAAUUGGUAGAGGAGGAUCCGGAACUGUAUUUAAAGCCUACUCAAAAGAUAAAAAACAAAUGGUGGCUUUGAAGACUUUAGAUUACGAUCAUGAAUAUUCGUUUGACAACUUUAUUAGAGAAGUUAAAUAUACUACCAAAGUUAAUCAUGAUAAUAUAAUACAAUUCUUUGGAAUUACUCAAGCUUCGAAAGAUCUAGUAGAAAUAACACUUUAUGUAAUUAAAGGUAAUCGAGAAAUUCCAAUUGAAGGAACUCCCAUUGACUUCAAAAAUCUUUAUUGUGCUGCAUGGAGUAUUGAUCCAGAUAGUACAGAUAUCGAAUCAACGCAAUCGACUCCUUCUUUAAAUGCUGUUCCAUUUUCAAAAUUUACGCAAAUUAUAAUUGAUAUAAUAAAUGUUACUGGAGAAAUAACACCAAUAUAUCAGUCAGCAGAACAUAAUAAACAUAUUAGUAGAUCAUUAUUUGAACGGAUUGUAGCAGUUGAAACAUCACUUCGAUUAUUAAAAGCAUAUAAAGACGAAUACAAAGAAUUUUUUAACAAGCAAAAUUUUGUAACCAUACAAAAACUUUCUGAUAAUAUCCAAAAGAUGAAAACAUUUAUUAGCGAAAUAACACAAUUGAAAGGACUACUGAAAUAUAGUCAAACUAAAUCUGUUCAAACUAUAUUUUAUGAUUUAACAACAGAAUUUGAUAGUUGCAUAAACACGUUAAAUUUUAUUAAUACAGAUAAUAUAAAAAGUCGUACAGAGCAUGAAAAAGAGAUCAUAGAUAAUGAUCUUGAAGAACUUAAUCAGUAUCUUUUCAAAAUUGGUGGUGGUAUCACUGAUGAAAAUAAUAACAUAAGUGAAAAUGUCAAUGAAAUAAAUAUGGUCAAAAAACUCAUUUUGGAUUCAAAAACUAAUCGAGAGCAAAUCCAGCAAGCUAUUGAAGUUCAAAAUAAGUCGCUUAAAAUUGAUGAUUUUAUAGAAACAGAUGAAAUUCGUGGAAAAAAAGUUAAAAAGUACCUUCGCCUAAUUGAUAACAAAGCUGUCGCUUUUAAAUACGUAACUGAUGAACCAGAUACUACCAAAGCUAAGAAUGAUUUUCGUAACCAAGUUGCUAUUCUUACGAAGCUUAAGGAUUGCCAGCAGAUAAUUCAAUUUCAUGGCCUUAUUUCUGACAGCGAAAGAUGUUAUUUGGUUUCUGAGUGGGCUGAAUGUGGUAAUUUACGAGAAUUUUAUAACCGUUACGAUGGCCCUAUUGACGUUAGAAAAAAAUUAAGUAUUGCAGUCGAUAUUGCUCGAGGAUUAAACUUUUUACUGGCUGUAGAGAUAGUUCACAGAGACAUUCGACCGGAAAACAUUUUGAUAACUGAAAACGAAACUGCAAAAAUUACCAACUUUUCAUUUAGUAGAUUCUUUAGAGAUGAUACAAGGAAAUUAGCCGUGUCAUUACAAACUGUUCGUUAUGCUGCCCCUGAAAUGUUAUAUAGAAAUAAUAACAAAUAUAAUACUAAAUGUGAAGUCUACAGUUUUGGCAUCCUUUUAUGGGAAUUAGCAGAGCAAAGAAUUCCAUACAAAGACCUUGAUGAUAUUAUGGAAAUUAAAAACCGUGUAGAUAAGGAAAAAUAUCGUGAACCAUUUACAGAAUUUUCUGGGUUACCAAAAGAAUAUAAGGAUAUCUCUAGAAAAGCUGUUGGUGCUGAUCCCGAAUUUAGACCAACUUUAACAGAAAUGUUUAAAACUCUUGAAAAUCUUUUUGAACCAUUAAAUCCUCCAAAUUUAUCCUCUAAAAUACCUUAUAAAAUUAAUGAUAUUAUUAACUUUGCUGAAUUUAAUUAUAUGUCAAUGAAAGAAGCUGCAUCAACACAUCGUUCUACAAAUGGCAAUUUGGAGAUGGCAUACAAAUGUUUCAAUGCAUAUGCAAAAUUAGGAGAUUUAAAAGCAAAAUACUUUGUUGGUUAUUACCUUUACAAAAGGUUAAUAAGUACUUCUUAUACUGAAGAAGAAAGAGAAAGGCGUGCAGCUCAAUUAUUUAAAGAAGUUGCGGAUGCAAGUGAUGAAGUACCUGUUGCACAAUUAAAAUAUGGGUUAUGUUUAUUUAAAGGCACAGGUGUUGAUAAAAAUUAUUCAGAAGCAGCAAAGUAUUUCAAGAAAGCUGCUGAUAAUGGACUUGUAGAUGGCAUGUAUAAUGCUGGAAAUAUACUUUAUACAGGCCUUACUGAUGUUAAAGAUAAAGAAUUAGGUGUGAAAUAUAUUAGAAGAGCUGCUCAGAAUAAUCAUUCAGAUGCUAUUGAAUUUUGUAAAAAAAACAAUAUUUCCAUAAUUUAG
This is a messenger RNA of Cetraspora pellucida, 2382 nucleotides long. NCBI's taxonomy places the organism in Eukaryota, Fungi, Glomeromycota, Glomeromycetes, Diversisporales, Gigasporaceae. The record is from the annotation of a GenBank genome assembly.